This is a messenger RNA of Syngnathus acus (greater pipefish), 4136 nucleotides long. RefSeq names its product collagen alpha-1(I) chain. The record is from RefSeq and is a predicted model, not a curated record. The transcript is spliced from 56 exons. NCBI's taxonomy places the organism in Eukaryota, Metazoa, Chordata, Actinopteri, Syngnathiformes, Syngnathidae. The coding region runs from base 5 to 3730 and encodes 1241 amino acids.
AGCCAUGCAGGCGUUGAUGCUACUGUUGCUGACCUUUUGCGUUCAGGGGAGCAUUCAGCAGAUAAUUCACACACUGGAAGUUCCUACAGUGGUCAAAGGGGACUGUCUCCAUGACGACCACAGUUGCUCUGCUUUGACAGGCACACAGGAGGUGACGACUCUAUCAUCUCACAUCAACCAGCUAUCAUCUCAAAAUUCUGAAGGCGUGUAUGAACAUGUUAAAUCCACUGAGAUGACUCCAACAAAUCCAGGAACCAGCAAACUGAAACUUCUGCAAAAGCAAGAUGGCGAUAAUGAACCGGAUGCUUUAUUCAUGCAACCCCUAUGGACACCAACACUUUCACCCAAUCAGGAUUUAACUCAAGCUAAUUUUCCUUCAGCUGCACUUGAGAAGGACACAUUACUUUUGGGAAAUGUUGAAACUACUAUUUCAAGUCCUCACGCUCAGCCUGAGCAGCCUACAGUUUCAGGUCCCGCUUCAGAAUGGACAAGUUCAGAGAGCUAUACGCAAGUUAGAGACACCACCGUGAACUUUUGGAACGUGGUUACCAGCAGCCAUUCAUCAACCGAACCUGGAGAAUCAGCACCUUCAACAGAGGAACCGCCAGUCUCCACUGUUUUGGUCUUCAGAGCAGAAGGAGAAGAAAUAUCUUCUGAGAGAAAAAUGGAGGAGCAUUUUCAUGUACAAGUGCCAAAUCCAAAUGAGUCCACUCAGACUCCCAGCAAAGAAGCAGGAAGUAGAAGCAAGCUGGAAACAGAACAAAGAUCCAAAGAGCUUCCUGAAACUGACAGCGAUGAAAAUGAUGAAGACUUGAGAGUGGAGAAGCAGGAGGAAGAGGGCCCAAAUAACCUUCAACUCCUUGAGGAACAUGAGCCACUAUCAACUGGCAAUUUCACUACGUUUAGUCCUGCAGAAUCCUUCCAAUUAGAGCGUGAAUUACCAACGAAUGCUCCUACAACAAUUAGCAAUCGUCCUCAACUCGUAAGACCAGGGACUCAAGGUCAAAUGGGCCUGCCUGGUCCACCAGGUCUGACCGGACUUCCAGGCCCAAAAGGAGACAAAGGUAAUUUAGGCAUGGUGGGAAGAACUGGACAGACCGGAGUUAUGGGGCCCAUUGGUCCACCUGGCAUGUCCACUAUUGUUCUAGUUGAGACAUCUGAGGAGGAGUGGGAGAAACUGAAGGGGCCUCCAGGACCUCCUGGACCUCGUGGAAAUGUGGGACCAAUUGGGUUGCCUGGAAAUCUCGGGAAGCAAGGCCGGAAAGGAAUUCGCGGAAAAAUUGGUGUACCUGGUCCACAAGGUAUGCCAGGGCCACAAGGCCGACCAGGCAAUGAUGGGACUCCUGGGGAGAAUGCAGAGCCAGGACCCCCAGGCUUGCCUGGAGAACAGGGACCACAAGGCUACAAUGGAGAUAAAGGCAACAAAGGGGAGCCGGGUGAGUGGGGUUAUGAGGGGGAGCCUGGACCACCAGGCAAUAGAGGUAGAAAAGGAGACAAGGGGAAUAAAGGUGUCAGAGGCAUCAUCGGGAUUCCUGGCUACUUGGGAAUAGCAGGAGCCAGGGGUCCAACAGGUUUCCCCGGAAGAACAGGAACACGGGGGCCAACUGGUGCGACAGGCUUUAGCGGACCACCAGGCCCACAUGGCAAAAUGGGUCCAAGAGGAGGAAAAGGCGUCCCAGGAGUAAAGGGACCUCCUGGUCAACAAGGUGACAUCGGUCUUAGAGGAGCGGUUGGACCUCAGGGAGAGCCUGGUCCUGUUGGAAUCGUUGGUUUUCCGGGAAUACGCGGUCCUCAGGGGAACCCGGGACCUGUUGGACCCCCAGGUCCAAAGGGAGAUACGGGUGGUCCAGGAGAUGAAGGAGACAUAGGGGAACCUGGACCCGAGGGUCUUUACGGAGCCAAUGGGAAUCCAGGAUUGCCUGGACCCUCAGGUGAUCCCGGGGUGAAAGCUAUGCGUGGUCAAAGAGGUGCUCCAGGAUUUAAGGGAGACAUAGGGCUCCCGGGGCCUCCAGGUAAGCCAGGAUAUAAGGGCCGUCGGGGCCCAAUGGGACUCGAGGGACUUGCAGGGCCAACGGGACCCGUAGGACUUCCUGGACCCGACGGAAUGGACGGCAUCAUGGGAGAGCAAGGCAAGCAAGGCAAAGAUGGAUUAAAGGGAGAUAGGGGGCCUACAGGCAUUCAAGGAAGUCCUGGAACCCGAGGAGACAAGGGUCGAGAGGGUCGCGCUGGAUUUUCCGGAAUGCCAGGUCCUUUUGGACAGAUGGGAAAAAGUGGAGAGCGAGGGCACGACGGAGAACCUGGUAUAAAGGGAAGGCCAGGUGUCCCAGCCACAAGUGGACCAAAAGGCUUUAAGGGUUUACGGGGUUAUUCAGGAACUGGAGGACAAGAUGGAAUCGAUGGAGCCAUGGGACCUGUUGGUGCAAAUGGAAUAACUGGAGACACUGGACCUCCAGGUCCAAAAGGAUUUUCAGGGAAGACGGGCGCAAGUGGCCAGCAGGGACCUGUCGGGGCGAGUGGAGAAGCUGGAAGUAUAGGAAUGAGUGGAAUACCUGGAAAAAUGGGAAAGAGUGGGGCAAAAGGAAAAGAAGGAUCGAAGGGACGAGUAGGGAUGGAAGGCGACAAGGGCAAAAGAGGUGAAAAGGGGCCAAGAGGCAAACCAGGUCCCUCAGGCAAGAUGAGCAUGGCUGGACCACGAGGACACACAGGACCUCCAGGCACCCAGGGCAACAUUGGACCAUGGGGCGAGGUUGGACCACGAGGUCAUCCAGGUGAACAGGGGUCACGAGGAGCUGUUGGCCCUACUGGGGUCAUAGGUUAUCCUGGUAAAGACGGACUUCAAGGAUCAAUUGGCCCACCUGGAGUCAAAGGUGCAAAGGGACCUAAAGGAGUUGUCGGAGAGGAGGGACCUGCAGGUCUCGAUGGUGAGGAGGGUCCACCUGGGCGUAGAGGGACUGAGGGAUCCCCUGGACAAAACGGAACAUCUGGCGAUAAAGGAAGCCAAGGCCCCCCUGGUCAGCGAGGUCCAAAGGGAACUGCUGGUGACCAAGGUGUUAGAGGUUCCCAAGGAGUAAAGGGUCGUCCAGGAAAGCAGGGACAUACUGGAGCACAGGGGGACAGAGGCAACCCAGGACCUCUUGGACUUAAGGGUUCGCCAGGCCAAAGAGGUCCCCAAGGCAUGCCGGGACUGUUUGGAAAAGGGGGAGACACUGGAAAAGCCGGAAGCAAAGGGCACAAGGGUUUUCAAGGACACACAGGCUCCCCUGGCCGCAUCGGACCCCCGGGACGAAUAGGUCCAUCAACAACAGGUUUUGCAGGCAAGAGGGGCCCUGAUGGCAAACCUGGGAAUGCUGGACCAAAGGGCGCUAGUGGAAAGAAAGGUGAGCUUGGUCCUUCGGGCGUUAAAGGCAAAAUGGGAAUGAAGGGUGAAAAGGGAGCAAAAGGAGAGGCAGGAACUCAAGGCACAAUGGGUAAACUUGGAAGGAUUGGCUUUAUUGGCCCUUCUGGGUCAAAAGGUCGGCCUGGACCGGUUGGUCCUCCUGGUCUUCCUGGACGUAAAGGAAUUCAUGGGGCAACUGGAUUGGAAGGUCAACCUGGUAGAAAGGGGAACAAAGGAGCGCCGGGAAAAACCGGAGCUGAAGGCCCACCAGGCAAGCGAGGACCUAAGGGGGAACGUGGGAUAGCUGCAAGGUUUGGAUGGUUUGGAUGGAUUACAUGGGCUUCAGGGUACUGAAGGCUAUCCGGGAAAUGUUGGCCGCACAGGAGAACCUGGAACCCCGGGCAGGCCUGGUAAACAGGGGUCACCCGGACCACCUGGUCUUAGAGGAAACACCGGAAAACAGGGCAUUAAGGGUCAAACUGGACCUGGAGGAGAGACAGGACCUCCUGGACCAAUUGGGCCAAAGGGUAUCCCCGGACUGUCAGGAGAGAAGGGUGAUGAAGGAAUAAGAGGUCCCAAGGGUCACCAGGGUGAAAAGGGGUUGCAAGGUCCAGUUGGUCCAGCAGGGAUAAAGGGGAAGUCUGGUCUGCAAGGUGGAAAAGGUGUAACAGGGCAUAAAGGAAAGCAGGGGGAUACCGGACCUCGUGGCUCACCUGGACAAAAAGGCCCGCCUGGAUACGCUGGCCAGACUGGAAUGAAG